GUUCUCGGUCGAGCGAACGAUCAUUCCGGUAAUUGGUUCAUGGUAACUAGGACUACUUCAAGGGGGAAAUCUUUGGAUCAGGCAGUAUUGUCAAAGGGGGAUCACAAACAAGAGCUGCAUCGACACACAUAUAACAUAGGAAACUUCCAACCAAGACAGGAGAAUCGUGUGUAUGGUGCUGGCACCAGACCCAAGGAUAAGAUUGAUCACAAGAGCAAUGCCCAUACUUGGUGACGUGGUUCCUGGUCGAAAGUUACACGUGUCCCUUUUCGCUGCCUUCUUCCUGCUCGCCAUUUCGCAAACUCGUGGAGCCUCGUUUUCAUCGUCUUCGUCAACUUUGUCUUCAUUACCUCUUUCACUCUCAUCUUUGUUGGCAGGAGCAUCGGGAUCCUCCUCCUCUUCCUCCUCCUCCUCCUUGUCAUCGUCUUCGUUACAAUCGUCCAAGAAGAUUCCCAUCAUUCGCCUUGAAACCCACAGAUAUCCUCAUUUCAAGGAGGGACCCUCGAAUCACCAUCUACAUCAUCAUGAGCAGAUAAAGAGCAAGCCUUUUUUGUUAUUGCAAAAAAGGGAUCCACAAGCCAACGGGUUGUCGCUUUCAAUCACGAACAACAUGGACGUUUUGCGAUCUAAGUUUCUACGGGAACUUAUUCAACGGAGAGAGAACAAGCUCCGACAAAACUGGGUCCGAAAUCAAGAGCUUCUGGACGAUAUCGGGAAAAAGAGAAAGUAGAGAGCAAGACAAUGAUCUUCACGAUCACAAAAACCACGUCGACAAUGAUAUCAAAAAAAUUAACAAGAAUUCUAAUGAGAACAACAUCAAAAAGAACAGCAACAUCUACGGCAAUGAAGACCUUGAUCAUAUCACUCUGUCAAGAGAGUGAGUGGGGCUGAAGAAAUAUUAACCUAUCUACAAUAUCUCAAGAAGAAUCUAGCUAGUCAAUUGUAGCAAUGUGGAUGGCUUUGAGUUAAAGUAGAGUGUUUUAGCCAAUAGAGGAAGUCAUGGCCCAUCAGUCUGGCCGGAUUUUGUUCCAAUUUUUCUUCGUCACGUAUCUUACACCGGGCUCUUCCUCUUCAUUCUGUCUGAUCUAAAUCGUGCAAUGCAACCCUAUCAAGUUUAAUAUGAUUGUGACCUCACUUUUUGGUGAUGAGACCUCUUCAAGUUAUGCAUGUGGCAAAUACAUCUGUGAGUAACCUU
This is a messenger RNA of Tigriopus californicus, 1195 nucleotides long. RefSeq lists its product as uncharacterized. Bases 173 to 730 code for a protein of 185 amino acids. Lineage: Eukaryota; Metazoa; Arthropoda; Copepoda; Harpacticoida; Harpacticidae. The transcript is spliced from 3 exons. The record is from RefSeq and is a predicted model, not a curated record.